Leptonychotes weddellii (Weddell seal) is the source of this 3329-nucleotide messenger RNA. The record is from RefSeq and is a predicted model, not a curated record. NCBI's taxonomy places the organism in Eukaryota, Metazoa, Chordata, Mammalia, Carnivora, Phocidae.
AAGCUGGCGGCCGGGCUGGCCGGCCUGCGCUGGAGCAUGGGCGCCUUCCCGCUCGACCUCAUCGUCAGCCGCUGCCGCCUGCCCACGCUCGCCUGCCUCGGGCCAGGGGAGUAUGCCGAGGGUGUCAGUGAGAGAGACAUCCUGCUCAUUCACUCCUGCCGCCAGUGGACAACAGUGACAGCCCAUACCCUGGAGGAGGGCCACUACGUCAUCGGACCCAAGAUUGACAUCCCCCUGCAGUACCCAGGGAAGUUCAAGCUCCUGGAGCAGGCCCGGGAUGUGCGGGAGCCAGUGAGGUACUUCAGCAGCGUGGAGGAGGUGGCCAGCGUCUUCCCUGACCGCAUCUUUGUGAUGGAAGCCAUCACCUUCAGCGUCAAGGUGGUGUCGGGCGAAUUCAGCGAGGACAGCGAGGUGUACAACUUCACGCUGCACGCGGGCGACGAGCUCACUCUCAUGGGCCAGGCGGAGAUCCUGUGCGCCAAGACCACCAAGGAGCGCUCGCGCUUCACCACGCUGCUGCGCAAGCUGGGCCGGGCCGGGGCGCUGGCCGGGGUGGGCGGCGGCGGUGAAGGGGAUGGAGAAGGUAGUAACCUUAGCUGCUCUGAAAGCCCUCACAGUAAUUCAGAUAGAGCACUGUGUCUCAACCUUGGCAUUACUGACAUUCUGGAUUUGAUUACUGAGCUGUGGACGCACCAGGCGGCCGACGGCCUCGCCGAGGGCCGGGCUCGGCCGCCGCCCGGGCCCGACCUCAUCUCCUUCGUGGCCGCUGGGCCGCCCCGCCUGGAGCCCGAGGCCCCGCCGCCUCCUGUCCCCCCCAAGUCCGAGGCGGUGAAGGAGGAGUGCCGCCUGCUCAAUGCCCCCCCUGUGCCUCCCCGGGGUGGCAGCGGCCGGCUCUCGGGCAGCCCCCCGGUGCCCCCACGCUUCCCCAAGCUGCAGCCCGGCCGCUCACCUAGCUCCAGCCUCCCCUACUACUCGUCUGGCCUCCAGGACGGGACAGGGUCUCGCAGUGGCAGUGGCUCUCCGUCACCGGACGCCUACUCCCUUUAUUGCUACCCAUGCACCUGGGGAGACUGCAAGGCGGGCGAGUCCUCCAGCCGCCCACCCCCGGCACCCCUGCCCUCGACCACGCAGCCCAGCCAGGCCGCCCGGGCCCUUGCAGAGCCCCUGAGCGGUCGAGCCACCUCCCUCUUGGGAGCGGACACCCCUGUCAAGGCCUACCACAGCUGCCCGCCUCUGUUCAAGCCCUCUCACCCCCAGAAACGCUUUGCUCCGUUUGGAGCUCUCAACCCCUUUUCGGGGCCUGCCUACCCCUCCGGCCCUUCAGCGGCCUCCUCUUCUGGGCCCACCACCAGCUCGGGUCCCCUGGCUACCUCCAGCCCUGCUUUUCCCCCAGGCCCAGGCUCACCAGGCCAGGCCUAUUCAGCUGCUCCCACCUCGUGUCCCACCUCCUCCUCCUCCUCCUCUGAGUGGCAGGAACCAGCCCUGGAGCCCUUUGAUCCCUUUGAGCUGGGCCAGGGCAGUUCUCCAGAGCCCGAGCUGCUCCGCUGUCAGGAGCCCAGAGCUGUGGGGGCACCCUGCCUCUCGCCACUUGGACCCCCCAAGGCCUUUGAACCCGAAGGUUUGGUGCUGCGGCAGGUCCCCACCCCGCUGUCACUGGUGGCCCUGCAGGGGCCCGAGGCAGGCGGAGGACGGCUCCUUCUCACCCAAGGGCGCUUGGAAGGGCCUCCUGCCAGUCCCCGGGAGGGGGCUGCAGGCUGGGGAGGCCGGGAUGCCUCCUCCUGGCAGCCUCCUGCUGACCUGUCUGCGCUCUCCCUGGAAGAAGUCUCUCGAAGUCUGCGUUUCAUCGGGCUCUCAGAGGAUGUGGUGAGCUUCUUUGCCCGAGAACGCAUUGAUGGCAGCAUCUUUGUGCAACUCAGUGAGGACAUCCUGGCAGAUGACUUCCACCUCACCAAGCUGCAGGUCAAGAAGAUCAUGCAGUUCAUCAAAGGCUGGCGGCCCAAGAUCUGAGGUUCCCAGCUUGUAGCCGCACAGCUGGAACGCUGGCGCAGAGGCCGCGGGGGUUAGCCCCGGGUCUGCUGGGGGGGCAGCGCGCCCGAGCAGGUCCUCCUGCCAGGAGAAUCUGCCGAGACUGAGGCAGCCAGGCAGCCCCUCCGAGUGAAUCCAGGGGAGACACACUUGGAAAUGGGGACGUCUGGCCUUUGUGCCGAGUGAGUGGGGAGGGGGCUGAAGGCACAGUGCGCACCUGGGCCUGGGGACACGUUGCUGUGAUUCCCACGGUGGGGGAGGGGGUGUUUGUCAUCCCCUGUCCUGAUGCAGAGCUUCACAGAUAUCUGGCACUUCUCAAGCUUGUAGGUUCCGGUUAGAGACCAGGGAAGAAGAUGGUCCGUAAUUUAAGCACAAAUUCCCCAAGUGCCCCCCCCCGCUCUUGUGCUCUGUGGGCUUUUGGCCUUAGCUGCCCCAGAGUCCGGGGCCGUUCCUGUAUGUCUGGGAGGCCCUUCCUUUCUGCUUCUAUGAAUUCGGGCCCUGGCCCCAAGCACGGGCAGCUCAAGGACGAGCCAGGUGCCAGCGGGCGGGUGAGGACUCCGGGGGAGCCCAGCUCUGCUGCUGCCCUGCUCGUCUAGUUAGGGAGGCAGAUGUUCCCCUGCUGUCGCCAGUGCCCGGGCUUCUGCCUCCCGUCCUGCCGGGUGGGGUCCGGUCUGAGAAGAUUCUCACUCGGUGGAAGAGCAGGUAGAUUGCGGUCAGCUGCUCCUGGAUUCUGGAGGCAAGUGGCCUUCACUCACUCCCACUUCCGCCCGUCUCCUGCCCCCUUCACUGGACUGUGGCAAACACAUGCUGGCCUUCUCUGGUUUUCUGCCACCGCACAGGUGGGUUGGGUGGGAAAGAGAAAGCACCGUGGUUUGGGAAGACGGGCUUUCUCCCUGCUCCUGGAGCUCAGGCUUCCUGCGCGUGUUCGUCGCCUCUCGUCAGGUCUCCGGGGCCUGGCUGGUGGGCAUGGAGACCUGCUGGCACCUGGAGCAGGCUGGCCACUGUGGCCAACCGCCCAUCUGCCUGGAGCCGCACCAGCUCCCCUCACGCCACUGGCGGCAGGCCCCAGACCGACCAGCCUUCUCUUCUGCCUUACCUAGCCUACCUAGAUAUUUAUUUCCUCCGUUUUUCUCUUAAGCGUAGUGAAGCCAUGCUGGUGCUCGAGCCCCGAGCAGACGCCUCCGGCUCCAGGGAGGGGGAGUCAGAAGUCGAGCACACACACUGUGAUGCUCAAGCAUUGGGUUUCCUUGCCGAUCACUCUGUGAAUCCUCAAGGACUCGUGAAAUAAAUGCUAGAGCACUCAA